Sparassis crispa is the source of this 1287-nucleotide messenger RNA. RefSeq lists its product as hypothetical. Lineage: Eukaryota; Fungi; Basidiomycota; Agaricomycetes; Polyporales; Sparassidaceae. The transcript has a single exon. The record is from RefSeq and is a predicted model, not a curated record. The coding region runs from base 1 to 1287 and encodes 428 amino acids.
AUGGAGCCUUCGCCGCCUGCGUUGCCCAUCGAGAUUUUUGACAACGUCCUGGACCAUCUCUGGGAUGACCCGCACGUCCUCGCGGCCUGCAGUCUGGCUUCCCGUAUGUUGCUCUCGACAAGUCGCUUUCAUCUGUUCAAUACCAUCUCCCUCGACGAUCCUGCAAUGCAUGACCUCUUCUAUAGGCUGCUCAAGGCGUCUCCUGCUGUCUCGUCAUACGUGCGUCACCUCUCGGUGGACCAGCGUGCAGUACGGAGGAAGGGUAGUCCAAGGAGGGCAGACUUGGAGUUAAUUCUCCCCAAGCCCCCGUCAGCGCUGGAUAGGGUUCACCAUCUAACCCUGAAGAACUUCAGCGCUCUCGAACUGUCGAUGCAAUCCAAGCUAGACAUUCAGGCGUCUUUUCCCGGAGUCAGGACAUUGUCCUUCAUGGACUGCAAAUUCGAUGCCCCACUCUUCGUCGAUGUUCUCCACGCGUUUCCCAAGCUCUCCGAGCUCCAUCUACACCUGGUGCAGGUAGGCGAUAGACGAACCCUCUUCAACUUCUCCGACCCCGAUGUCUGCGUGUGGCUAGACAAUAUCCCCUUCACCACCAUGAUUCCAUCCUCAGAGACGUUGAUCCAAAUAGACGCCCUUUCGACAUCACUCACUUCCCCUAUUGUCGGUAACCUGUUAUCGAAGAGCCCAUUCAAACUUUCUCCUCGGCGGCUCGAGAUCACAUGUUUCCCCAGCCAGACACGUUGCGUACGUGCGCUGCUUCAUACCUCAGGUCUUUCCCUCGAACACGCCACUUUCUCAGCCUCGAGCAGGAAUUUCUUGGCGAAGGAUACGAUGCCAAGCGAUUUCCUCGACUUCUCAUGCAACAAGGAAUUGGUUUCCUUACACAUGAAUGGUGUUUUGAUCGACACAUGGUUUACUCCGCAGUCGCAGUGGGCACACAGCGCCCUGUCUAGUAUCGGUGCCUCUCACGAGAGUCUUCGUGAGAUCCAGAUUGAUUGUAUGUUACUGGAUUGCGCCCAGCUACCUCUUCUUCGGUGGAACCGGUUCGAUGACCAGUUUGCUCGACUGGCCCGCGAGCAUCCGGGAGUCAAAUUUACGUUGCGUAUACGGAGCUCUUACGCGUACCAUGAGCAGGGUGUCAAGUUCCAUGUGUGGGCACGCCAGGUAGUGGAUGCGGUUGGAGACUCUUUUCCGAUACUUUUGGCCGAGAAAUCUUGUCUGCUAGUGGCGUGCUAUCAAGCUCGUUCUCCUGCUGAGGAAGUUGUGGGCUCUUUCCCCCAAAUUCUCUGA